AUGCUAACCCUGCUAGUGGUAUUAACGGCUCUAUUAACAAGGGCGGAAGAGCCUGUUUGCAGGCUACAAGGAAGACCAGAAUUGCCUCUGUUUUCAAAGGAUGGAGACAUAGUAAUUGGAGGAAUCUUUUCUUUUCAUGACAACUUUAUAGAUGGCAAACCUGCAUUUAAAGUCAUACCUGAACCAAUUAAUUGCAAAGAUUUAAAUUUUGUUGAAUAUCAGUUUGCUGUAACAAUGAUCUUUGCCAUAGAAGAAAUUAAUAACAGUACAGAUAUUCUUCCUGGUGUUUCCCUGGGCUAUAAGAUUUAUGAUGCUUGUGAUUCCAUACCUCUGGCUAUAAGAGCAACAAUGGCUUUAAUGAAUGGGAAGGAAGAAGAAACACUCUCUGACAAGUCUUGCACCAAACCAUCAACUGCUCUUGCUAUUAUUGCACAGUCUGGUUCAUCACCAACCAUAGGAAUUGCUACAACUGUCGGACCCUUUCACAUACCAGUGAUAAGCCAUUUUGCUACCUGUUCAUGUCUGAGCAACAGGAAUAAGUUCCCUUCAUUUUUCAGAACCAUACCAAGUGAUUAUUAUCAAAGCAGAGCCCUGGCACAGCUUAUGAAGCAUUUCGGAUGGACUUGGAUUGGGGCAAUUAGAACUGAUAAUGACUAUGGCAACUCAGGGAUGGCUGACUUUCUACAAGCUGCACAGGAAGAAGGUCUUUGUAUUGAGUAUUCAGAGGCCAUUUACAGAACAAAUCCAAGAGAAACAUUUGUUAAACUUGUAAACACCAUAAAAAAGUCCACUUCGAAAGUUAUUGUGGCUUUUACUUCUUUCAUAGAUCUUGAAUUUCUAUUACAAGAACUGCUGCUUCAAAAUGUAACUGGUAUGCAAUGGAUAGGCAGCGAAUCUUGGAUAAUUGACAUGCAACUUGCAUCAGAAAGAAAUGAUAAAGUCCUGAGAGGGGCAAUGGGCUUUUCAAUCAGUACAGCAUCAAUACCAGGUUUAAAGGAGUUUCUACUGAACUUGCAUCCUUCUGACAUGCCAGGAAACACUGGCUUGAACGAGCUGUGGGAAGCUGUUUUCAAUUGCAGCCUGAACAAGAAAAACAAGGCUGCACAUAUAAAUCAAUGCACAGGGUAUGAACAUUUAGGAGAAGUUAAUAACCAGUACACUGAUGUAUCUGAGCUGAGAAUUACCAAUAAUGUCUAUAAAGCUGUGUAUGCUGCAGCCUAUUCAUUGCACAGUUUGUUUACAUGCAAAAGUGGUCAAGGACCAUUUGCAAAUAAGACCUGUGCAAACAGGAUGAAGAUUGAACCAUGGCAGGUAUUACAUUAUAUGAAAGCAGUCAAUUUUACUAUGAGGACUGGGGAAAAAAUCUAUUUUGAUGAAAACGGGGAUCCAUCAGCAAGAUAUGAAUUAGUAAACUGGCAGGUGAAUAAAGAGGGAAAAACAGAAUUUGUAAAAAUUGGAAUCUAUGAUGCAUCAUUACCGCAUGGGCAGCAGUUUAUAAUGAAUAACGUCAGUAUUGUUUGGGCAGGUGGUCAGUAUAAGGUGCCUAAAUCAGUUUGCAGUGACAGCUGUCCUCCAGGCACUCGGAAGGCUGUUCAGAAAGGAAAGCCUGUUUGUUGCUUUGACUGCAUACCAUGUGCUGAUGGAGAAAUCAGUAAUACAACUGAUUCCAUUGAUUGUUUGAAGUGCCCCUUGGAAUACAGGUCAAAUUAUCAAAAAAAUCGGUGCGUCUUAAAGGACAUUGAAUUCCUAUCAUUUGGAGAAAUCAUGGGGAUAUUGCUGGUGAUAUUUUCAUUGGUUGGAGCAUGUGUAACCAUAGCUGUAGCUGUUGUUUUCUUUCGUUACAGAGAUACGCCCAUUGUUAAAGCUAAUAACUCUGAGCUCAGUUUCCUCCUUCUGUUUUCAUUAGCACUGUGUUUCCUUUGUUCACUUACUUUCAUUGGCCAGCCCUCUGAGUGGUCCUGUAUGUUGCGCCACACUGCCUUUGGGAUCACAUUUGUCCUGUGCAUUUCUUGUGUUCUGGGGAAAACAAUAGUCGUGUUAAUGGCAUUUAGGUCUACCCUCCCUGGUAAUAAUAUGAUGAAAUGGUUUGGGCCAGCCCAGCAGAGGCUAACUCUUUUUGCAUUUACAUUCAUUCAGGCCUUAAUUUGCAUCCUUUGGUUAAUACUAUCCCCUCCUUUUCCAAACAAAAACAUGAACUCUUUCAAAGACAGAAUUAUUUUAGAGUGUGACCUGGGAUCUGCUGCAGCAUUUUAUGCUGUGUUAGGGUAUAUUGGGUUUCUUGCUGCCAUGUGCUUUGUGCUCGCUUUUCUGGCAAGGAAGCUGCCAGAUAACUUUAAUGAAGCCAAAUUUAUUACAUUUAGCAUGCUCAUAUUCUUUGCAGUUUGGAUCACAUUUAUUCCUGCUUACUUCAGUUCACCUGGGAAAUAUACUGUUGCUGUAGAAAUAUUUGCAAUUCUGGCUUCCAGUUUUGGUUUGCUUUUCUGUAUUUUUGCUCCAAAAUGUUACAUUAUAUUACUGAAACCUGAAAGGAAUACAAAAAAACAUUUGAUGGGUAAAAUCUGA
This is a messenger RNA of Polyodon spathula (Mississippi paddlefish), 2562 nucleotides long. RefSeq names its product extracellular calcium-sensing receptor-like. Gene Ontology annotation, molecular function: G protein-coupled receptor activity. Gene Ontology annotation, cellular component: membrane. The record is from RefSeq and is a predicted model, not a curated record. Gene Ontology annotation, biological process: G protein-coupled receptor signaling pathway. Lineage: Eukaryota; Metazoa; Chordata; Actinopteri; Acipenseriformes; Polyodontidae. The transcript is spliced from 6 exons. Bases 1 to 2562 code for a protein of 853 amino acids.